Messenger RNA from Truncatella angustata, 1266 nucleotides. RefSeq lists its product as uncharacterized. Lineage: Eukaryota; Fungi; Ascomycota; Sordariomycetes; Amphisphaeriales; Sporocadaceae. The transcript has a single exon. The record is from RefSeq and is a predicted model, not a curated record. The coding region runs from base 1 to 1266 and encodes 421 amino acids.
AUGCCGGCUUACCUCUGUCACGGCUUCCGCUGGCAUCGGAGAGAGAUACGUUAUUUCGUGAUCCUCAAAGAUGUCGAAGAUGCCGCCCCCGAGUGGAUCGUCGCGCCGAAGAGUGCCGAGGCCAUUCUUGAGACCUUCUAUGACGAAUUCGACUUCGUUCCCCCGUGCGCAAACUCGAGAGCUGCGAGCUCACUGAACGCAUACAACACACAGACGAGUGGCUCAAGUUCAGAUAUGUACAAAGUCAGCAUUGAGAGUAGCAGCGAUGAAGAAAGACGUGGGCGCCUCGGAAGCGACCUGCUUAAGAAGCGGAGUCUCAGCGCCUCACGGCAGCGCAGUAUGUCCACGGCUCGAUUGCGAAAGCCAAGCAAGCGUCCCGAAACGUUGCCAGUUCCUCCACGACCGAUGCAGGCUCCCCCGCCGCUCUUCUCGCCGAUGCCCCCGGAGUCUGAGAGGACUGGCCCCUUUAAUGGAUGGUCACGUGUCAAGUUGCUAGAGGAAUACGAUCCGUCGGACGAAGCAAUUAUGAAUGGACCCUGGGCCUACGUCUCAGACUAUCAGGUGCGCGUAGAUGGCUCGGUCUCGCUCUUAGAGCAGAUGCAGUCCUAUGAUCAGAAGAUGAAGGCAGAAAAGAUCAAAGCUAUGAGUGGUCCUAGCGACGAAACUAGUCGGAAAGUGAACACCGUUGGCAACAAGAAUGCAGGCUGGCUCGAGAAGCUUCGGGACCAGCUGCAGAAGGAAGAGCCAAUCAAAUGGUACAUGGUGAUAUGUGGCGACGAGGAAAGGGCCUUCCCUCUCGGAGAUAAGGGUGAUGAUAUCUACGGAGGGAAGAAGCACGAAAUCCCGGAAGAGGAUGACCUCGAGUUUCGGUUACCCGAAUUUGAUAAUUAUAGGUACAAUCGCAAGUCAGCAUUUGUCCAGCCUCUGCGUCUACGCAGCAAAGAAGAAUCGCCGCCGCCCCCAACACCGCCUAUACCACCACAACUCCAGGGCGGAUUCCCAGUGAGACCCCAGACGAGGGCUCGCCCUCAAACACAGCCUCAACCACAGCUACCGCAGAUUGGGCAAAGUUCUAGAAAUAAGCCGCCGGCACUUCCAGACAAGGACCGCUCGCGUUAUACUCCACCACCUGAUCCCCUCGAGAAUCUGCGGGAAAUUGGCAACCAGAAGAUGUCAAUGCAGUUGGACUCAAAACCGCGCACCCGAAAGAGCACCUUGGGAUUGCGGAAAUUCUUUUCGAAGAAGCAAUAUGACAACAUGAUCUGA